GGCUCCAGCUCAACUCUACUCCUCUGCUCCGCUCCGCACUGCUCUGCGCUGGUCCACUCUGCCCUGCGUCCACUCUUCCACCUCCCUGCCCUGCUGCUGCUCUUCGGGUGUCCCUUGCGCUGCCCGGUUGCCCGUGUGCACCCUCUUCCUCCUCCUCCUCCUCCUCCUCCUCCUCCUCCACAGCGCCUCCUCCAGCUGCUCCUCUUCAUCCUCUCCAUCCUCUCCUCCUUCUCCCCCCCCCCCCUGCCCGCCCUCAAUCAAGCGUGGGCUGUGCUGCCGGCGAUGGGGCUGCGAGCGCGACCGGUGACCGGCUGCCUGUGGUGCCUCUGGUGCUGCCUGCUGUGGCUGGACCGUCCGGGGGGAGCUCGGGCAGCCGUGCCCCUGGAGGACUUCUACCCCUUCGGGCAGGACGAGGGCGACACGCAGACGGUGGCCCAGGACGACGGAGGCUCCGGGCUGCAGGAGAUCUCGGUGGCGUUCCCUUUCUUUGGCGACCGGCACAUGGGACUCUAUGUCAACAACAACGGGCUAGUGUCCUUUCUCAGGGAGGUGUCCCAGUUCACUCCGGUCGCCUUCCCCAUCGCCGGAGACCGCCGCGUGGUGGCGCCCUUCUGGGCGGACGUGGACAACCGGCGUGCAGGGAUGGUGUUCUACCGCGAGAGCAAGGACCCUGCCAUCCUGAAGCGUGCCACUGAUGACAUCAGGGGCUACUUCCCAGAGUUCCCAGAGUUCAUGACCUCCUGGGUUCUCAUUGCCACCUGGCAUGAGGUCACCUUCUUUGGAGGAAGUGCUAUUACCCCGGUGAACACCUUCCAGGUGGUCCUCAUCACUGAUGGAGAGCUGUCCUUCACCAUCUUCCAGUACCACAACAUCACCUGGACCACUGGCAUGCAUGCCAGCAGCGGGGGCGACCUGGCCGGCCUGGGGGGCAUCGCCGCACAGGCAGGUUUUAACGCCGGCGACGGCAAGCGCUAUUUCAACAUUCCGGGCUCGCGCACCGACGACGUGGUCGAGGUGGAGGACACCACCAACGUGGGCUACCCGGGCCGCUGGGUGUUCCGCAUCGACAAUGCCCAUGUGCAGGUGGGCAGCUGCAAUGACUCAGCCUCCGUUUGCCCUCAUCUUCGCCCGUGUCUGAAUGGUGGCCGCUGCAUUGACGACUGCAUUAAGGGGAACCCCUCGUUCACCUGCUCCUGCCUGGCCGGCUUCACGGGGCGCCGCUGCCAGAUAGAGGUGGAUGAAUGUGCCUCGUACCCCUGCCAGAACGGAGGCACCUGCAUAGACAGCGUCAACAGCUUCACAUGCCUCUGUCCAGCUGGAUUCACAGGCUCGCUGUGUGAGACAGACAUUGACGAGUGCCAGAGUGAUCCAUGCCUCAACGGAGCAGACUGCGUCCAAGGCGUGGACAAGUUCACCUGUGUGUGUGUCCCAGGCUACACAGGGCCCCUGUGUGAAACAGAUAUAAAUGACUGUGAGCCCAUGCCAUGUCUGAAUGGAGGUGGAUGCACAGACCUGGUUAACAACUAUACCUGCACCUGCACUACUGGCUUCAUUGGCAGACACUGUGAGACAGAACUGAUGGUGGUGGCCCCAACCAAUGCCAGUGCGGAGGCAGAGAACCAAACAGUGUCCUGCGAGGGGGAGGACUGCCAGAAGGUUUGUGAGUACAUCAGCCCCGGGAACUACAACUGCACGUGCAGAGCUGGAUACUAUGGCGACGACUGCGAAGAGGAAUGCCUUUGCCAGAACGGAGGGGUGUGUGUGGACAUGAAUGGCACCUGUGAGUGUCCCACUGGCUACGCCGGGCUCUUCUGUCAGUUUGAGUUUACGCAGACCCCCUGCAGUAACAGUCGGCCCUGCCCCCACGGGGGGCCCUGCCUGGAGUACGGAGGGACCUACCUGUGCACCUGCCAGACCGGAGGAAUGGACCUCGACCACAAGGACUUCUAUCCCUAUGUACAGCCCCAAUCGGCCUGUGACUCGUCGCCGUGUCAGAAUGGAGGCUACUGCUAUGAACAAGAUGGUGGAUACACCUGUGAGUGCAAGCACGGAUACAGAGGGAAACACUGUGAGAAAGUCAGGUUAAGUGCGUGUGCCUCGUCCCCUUGCCGUAAUGGGGGCUCGUGUAAGGAGGAGGGGGGGAACUACCGCUGUGUGUGUCCGUACAGAUUUACUGGCAAACACUGUGAAGUGGGGAAGCCUGACCCCUGUGUGUCCAGCCCGUGCCUGAAUGGAGGCACGUGUUUCCACUACAUCGGCAAGUACAAGUGUGAGUGCACCGCCGACUACAGCGGACGCCACUGCGAGAUCAGCCUUGGCUCCACCAGCGGACUCGAUGGGGUGGACUGUGGGCCACCUGCUAAGGUGAAGCACGCUGAUGUGAAGUACUCCUCCACUCUCGCCGGUGCCAUAGCGAUGUAUGUGUGCCAUCCAGGAUACACCCCUGUACCCCGCGCUACACAGAGCAUCUGUGGUAGUCAGGGAGCUUGGAGCCAGCCCCCCAUCUGUGAGGAGAUAAACGAGUGUCUAUCGCAGCCGUGCCUGAAUGGGGGGACAUGCAGGGACAGAGUGGCCUCCUUCCUGUGUGAGUGCGAGGAGGGCUUCAGUGGGCCGCGCUGCCAAACCGAUGUGGAUGAGUGUCUCUCGGAGCCCUGUAAGUAUGGUGGUACAUGUGAGGACCAGCCUGGCUCCUACCUCUGCCACUGCCCACGGGGGCACACUGGACAGGACUGUGAGAUAGAACAGGACGGGUGUGUACCUAACCCAUGCCUGAAUGGAGGAGUGUGUCGAGUCUACAGGCGGUCCCAACGCUGUGUUUGCAAGGAAGGCUUCUUUGGCGACCGCUGCCAAAUGUUGGAGAAUCCAUGUGCACUGCAGCCUUGUGGGAACAGGGGCCACUGCCGCAAUGACAGAAGGGGGAACUAUAGCUGCAUCUGCAAAGUGGGACAUACAGGCAGAGACUGCGAGAAAGACCUGCUGCCUCCAUCUGGUCUGCGUGUGUUGCGGGUGGAGGAGGACGAGGUGGAGCUGCGCUGGGACCAGCUGGACACGUCCGCAGACAGCCCCUUGAGCGGCUUCGCCGUGACCUACGCGCCGCUGGGCCGCGGGCCGCGCCGGAGUGACUUCCUGGAGAGGCAGCACUCCAGCUACCUGCUGCAGGGCCUGGAGCCCGGCCUGCUCUACAACAUCUCCACCUUCUCCGUGCACCGUGGUGCCAACAACAACGACAUCAGCCAGCCCGCCUUCGCUCUCAUACGCACACGGCCACGGAAGGCAGAGCAGCUGCAGGUGGUGAACGUCUCAGCCUCUCAGGUGUGGCUGCGCUGGCUGCUGCAGGCAGCUCAGGUCAGUCAGGUGCGCCUCUCCCUCAGCCCCUCCGACGGCACUGGAACCCGCACAGCUAUCCUCAACAGCAGCGUCACAGAGUAUGGCUUUAGUUCCCUGCUUCCAGGCCAGAUGUACACAGUGGAUGUGGUUACUCAGAGUGGUGUAAGACCUGAGGAGCUUCCAUCAACAAGCCACUCUGCUGGACCACUGCUCGUUUGGACAAGGCCUCUUCCACCCCAGAACCUCUCACUGGGUCAUGUGACCCCCACUACAGCACAGGUCACAUGGGACCGGCACCCCCGGAGUAUUCCGGACGGUUUCGUGGUGAACGUGACCCGCGGCCUGAACACGAGAAGCCGGUACUUGCCCGACGGGAGACUGGGCAGCUACAUGAUCAGAGAGCUCACCCCAGGCCAGCACUACAGACUGGCCCUGACCGCCGUCCGAAACACUGGAGAGGAACACGUUCACAGCCUGCCCCAGCACCUGGCCUUUACCACCUUGCCUCUUGAUGAGCGGUGGACAAGGAGAGAGAGGCUGACGGAGACCACCGGAGGCCGCCCCACUGUCCGGCACAAACCUCAAGACGUGGGCGUGACAGAGGACAGGGAACACUCAGAGGAGCUGCCCAGGUACACAGAGCUGAUUGAUGGAAGGGGGAGGAUAAUGGCCAAGUUCACCAACCAGCAAAGGAACACGAUCAGACACCGCCCCAGACCGGAGACUCCCGUCAAACUGGAGAAAAUGGAGGAAACCACCAAUAAAAUCAGCCUGGCCUUGGAGAUCGCUGAGGAGACGACCAAAAAGAAUGCUGAGCUGUCCAGGGACUGCCGGAGCAGCCUGCCCUGUCAGAACGGGGGGACGUGCGUCAAGGGCGGCGACAGCUACAACUGCGACUGCGCAACGGGCUUCAAGGGCAGACAGUGCGAGCUGUUCUGCCAGAGAGUGCCACACCCAUGCACCCGUCUCUACUCGGAGACAAAGAGCGUGCCCGUCUGGGAAGAUGGAGUCUGCCAUUACCUGUACAAGAGAACAUAUAAAGUGCAGCAAGAUGUUUGUUACAGAGAGAUUUGUGAGCCUCAACUGCCAAAGAAAACAAACAGAAGAACUCAGAGGCAACAAUAGUGGGAGAUUCUUCCUGCUCAGAUCCAGAGAUUUCUGGGUUCUCCAUCCGUAGCCCCCACCUAUGGUUUCCUCUCCAAUUGCUUUGACUCGUGUGAGGAAUCCUAUCAGGCCUCUGGACACCUGAAUUCUCAGACAACGAUGGGUAGCCCUAGCAAUGCCAAAAAAACGUUUUUUCAGACUACACUGAUACGGAGUCCACACAAGGGGUAGAACUAAAACUCUGAUGAUGAGCGAACACUUCACAAGUUGACUGGAUCAGAAGCAUACCUCAGAUGUCCAUGCUGACACAUUUGUAAAGGUACUCUUGUAUGAAGUGGCAAGUUAGCCCCUCAGGGAAAUUUCUAAGCGAUUGCCUGUCCCUAUUUCACACACACAAAAAAAGCAAAACAAAGUGCAUCUCAUACUUACCAUCUAACCAUAUACCAUCGAUCUUGGUUUUGUCAGUGGGCAAGACCACUCAUAAAAGAUGUUAUGAAGACUGGAAAUUUAUGUCAGAAACCUGUCUCUGUACACCAAACCUCCCUGUUAACUAUCAUGUAAAUAGUGUUUAUAGGCUGUUUUGUAGGUGAAUAUUUUAAUAAUAAAAAUGUUAAAAUGUGAA
This is a messenger RNA of Alosa sapidissima (American shad), 5053 nucleotides long. It is a transcript of the gene sned1, whose product is annotated as sushi, nidogen and EGF-like domains 1. Bases 283 to 4452 code for a protein of 1389 amino acids. The record is from RefSeq and is a predicted model, not a curated record. Gene Ontology annotation, biological process: cell-matrix adhesion. Gene Ontology annotation, molecular function: protein binding; calcium ion binding. The transcript is spliced from 32 exons. Lineage: Eukaryota; Metazoa; Chordata; Actinopteri; Clupeiformes; Clupeidae.